Drosophila mojavensis is the source of this 681-nucleotide messenger RNA. It is a transcript of the gene l(1)10Bb, whose product is annotated as protein BUD31 homolog. The record is from RefSeq and is a predicted model, not a curated record. The transcript is spliced from 2 exons. Gene Ontology annotation, cellular component: spliceosomal complex; nucleus. The coding region runs from base 109 to 543 and encodes 144 amino acids. Gene Ontology annotation, biological process: mRNA splicing, via spliceosome. Lineage: Eukaryota; Metazoa; Arthropoda; Insecta; Diptera; Drosophilidae.
UAUAAGAUUCUAGCAUUCGACAGCUGUUUGCGCUUCAUUUUAGUUUGCUGUCAUAUUGUGAAAUUUGUUCCUGAAGCAUAUUUAGAAAAGAAUAUAUAGAAAAAUAUCAUGCCUAAAGUACGCCGCAGCCGCAAACCACCACCGGAUGGCUGGGAGCUUAUCGAACCGACACUGGAGGAGCUGGAACAAAAAAUGCGCGAAGCUGAGACUGAGCCACAUGAAGGCAAGCGCAUCACAGAGUCGCUGUGGCCCAUCUUUAAGAUCCAUCACCAGAAGACGCGCUACAUCUACGACUUGUUCUAUCGCCGCAAGGCCAUCAGCCGUGAGCUGUACGACUACUGCCUGAAGGAGAAGAUCGCCGACAUCAAUUUGAUAGCCAAAUGGAAGAAGUCUGGCUAUGAAAAUCUAUGCUGCUUGCGCUGCAUCCAGACACGCGACACCAACUUCGGCACCAACUGCAUUUGCCGCGUGCCCAAGUCCAAGCUCGAGGAGGGUCGCAUCGUAGAGUGCGUCCAUUGUGGUUGCCGUGGCUGCUCCGGCUAAGCCCUUCACUAGAAUUUUUUAUACAUAAUUAGGACAAAAAAUAGAUAAUUAAAAAAAUUUUUUUUCUUGCUGACUUGAUCGAAACUUUAGUUUCUAUGUAAAUAGCUCGCAUUGUUCGAUCGCCAAUUCCGCAAAGAU